AUGUAUUACCAUGUAUUGCCGUGUAUUGCCAUGUAUAGCCAUGUAAUGCCAUGUAUACCCAUGUAUAGCCAUGUAUUACCAUGUAUAGCCAUGUAUAGCAAUGUAUACCCAUGUAUAGCCAUAUAUUACCAUGUAUACCCAUGUAUUGCCAUGUAUAGCCAUGUAUUGCCAUGUAUUACCAUGUAUAGCCAUGUAUUACCAUAUAUACCCAUGUAUAGCCAUGUAUACCCAUGCAUAGCCAUGUAUUACCAUGUAUAGCCAUGUAUAGCCAUGUAAUGCCAUGUAUACCCAUGUACUGCCAUGUAUAGCCAUCUAUAGCCAUGUAUAGCCAUGUAUAGCCAUGUAUAGCCAUGUAUUACCAUGUAUAGCCAUGUAUAGCCAUGUAUAGCCAUGUAAUGCCAUGUAUAGCCAUGUAUUACCGUGGAUAGCCAUGUAUAGCCAUGUAUUGCCAUGUAUUACCAUGUAUUACCAUGUAAUGCCAUGUAUAGCCAUGUAUUACCAUGUAUUGCCAUGUAUAGCCAUGUAUUACCAUGUAUACCCAUGUAGAGCCAUGUAUUGCCAUGUAUUACCAUAUAUUGCCAUGUUUUGCCAUGUAUAGCCAUGUAAUGCAAUGCAUAGCCAUGUAUAGCCAUGUAUUACCAUGGAUAGCCAUGUAUAGCCAUGUAUUGCCAUGUAUUACAAUGUAAUGCCAUGUAUAGCCAUGUAUACCCAUGUAUAGCCAUGUAUAGCCAUGUAUUACCAUGUAUACCCAUGUAGAGCCAUGUAUAGCCAUGUAUUGCCAUAUAUUACCAUAUAUUGCCAUGUAUUGCCAUGUAUAGCCAUGUAAUGCCAUGUAUACCCAUGUAUAGCCAUGUAUUACCAUAUAUUGCCAUGUAUAAACAUGUAAUGCCAUGUAUACCCAUGUAUAGCCAUGUAUAGCCAUCUAUUGUUAUGUAUAGCCAUGUGUUACCAUGUAAUACUAUGUAUUACCAUGUAUUGCCAUGUAUUACCAUGUAUAGCCAUGUAUUACCAUGUAUUGCUAUGUAUAGCCAUGUAUUACCAUGUACUGCCAUGUAUACCCAUAUAUUACCAUGUGAUACUAUGUAUUUCCAUGUAUUUUUAUGUAUUACCAUGUAUUCCGAUGUAAAGCUUUGUAUAGCUAUGUUUUGCCAUGUAUUGCGAUGUAUUACCAUGUACAGGCGUGUAUUGCCAUGUACUACUAUGUACAGGCGUGUAUUGCAAUGUAUUGCCAUGUAUUGUCAUGUAUUACCACGUAUUGCCAUAUAUAGCCAUGUAUUACCAUGUGUUACCGUGUAUUGCCAUGUAUAGCCAUGUAUUACUAUGUAUUAGCAUGUAUUGCCAUGUGUUGCCAUGUAUAGCCAUGUAAUGCCAUGUAAAGCCAUGUAUUGCCAUGUAUUACCAUGUAUUGCUAUGUAUAUCCAUGUAUUACCAUGUACUGCCAUGUAUAGCCAUGUAUACCAUGUACUGCUAUGUAUUACCAUGUAUUACUAUGUUUUGCUAUGUAUAGCCAUGUAUUGCCAUGCACUGCCAUGUAUAGCCGUGUCCUGUCAUGUACAGCCAUGUACUCCCAUGUAUUACAUGUAUUGACACGUACUGCGUUUAUAGCCAUGUAUUGCUAUGUAUUGCUAUUUAUUACCCUGUAUUGCUAUGUAUUGCCAUUUGUAGCCAUGUGUUGACCAUGUAUGUCCUAACUUGGAGUAAAGUCAGUGAAUGGAAAGUCUUUUUUUUGUCUCUUACAUAGUUUAGACAAGACCUAGUGUAUUGCGAACUUCCAUUAAAAUAGAUUUUGUAAGGUUUAUUUGAAAGAGAAUGAAAUCUCACUCUUCAGGCAAUUGAGCCGUCUUUCAUAACUUUUUAGAAUAGCCUUUUAAUAUUAAGGAUAGAUAGUUAUACAAUCAAUGAUGUGAAUGCUACGCGCGCUGUGAUUGGUCGUUGCCCAUGAUCUAUUAGAGUACAGAUACAUGGAUGACGUCAAGGGAAACUUGUUUUCUUUGUUUUGUUCAAAAUGGCCCGCGGUUUUGAAAAUGUUUGUGAGAUUAUUUCGGGUUGAGGCAAGUGAAAGCUUCGGGAAAAGUUUAGCUAUUUACAAAGAAGAAAAAUGGAGAAACAGAGACCAAAAAAGCUAUUGACUACUUGAGAAUGCCUAAACUACAAGAAAUCUUCACAACAGUUGCCAUCGUGUGUCUUCGCUACAAGAGACUCGCUGUUUUGCAAAAUGUUUUCGCUAUUCUUCUUCUUUGAGCAAGAAAAGACGGUGAAAAACUUUUCGAAGAAACUGUACACAAGUAAGAUAAAGAAGAAGCUAAGAUGAAAAGUUGGGUUUGGGACUUAAAAAAUGCCUAAACUAGCACAAAUCCUCAAAAGGUCAAGCGGUUCGAGGCAGGUAUGUGUAUCGGUCUUUUUCUUUUCUGAUCAUUGUAUAAAACAAAUAGAUUCCAUGUUGCCGUGGGUCUGUUCAGUAAUAGAUCACAGAGGACGUCAAAAUGUAGUAAAAACAACAGUGACACACUCGCCUGUGGCCCGUGUGCCACUUCUUUGUUUUUACGACAUUUUGACGUCAUCUGUGAUCUAUUACUGAACAGACGCACAGCAACAUGGAAUCUAUUUGUUAAAUAGAUAGUGUCUCAGUUGAUAAAACAUAACAGCUAGAACUCGGGGGUACGUUUGAUUUCAAACGAAAAUGAAGGCUUAAUAUCUGAAAAAAGCAUGGUUUUAAAAUGUAAGAAUGAUAAUAGUCCUACAUUGUAGGACUAUUUAAAGCAUUGUCGUAUUGUACGGAGUCCCGUAAGGGUUAUGCAAAUUUACAGUCUCGUUUUCUGGUCUCGCGACUUUUUUUAUUCGCGACAUUCUAUUUUUUUGCGAGUUUUUUUUCGUGGCAUUUUACUUGUCGUGUCUUUCUUUCGCGACUUUUGUUUCGACUGUUUUCAUCGCUGCCAGCUCAGAGACGUAGUCAAUUGCAGAAAAUAGUAGCGACAUUGUUGUAACUGGUUUAUUGCCCCUAAAUAAAGCAGUUCUACCAAGGUAUUUAAUGUAGGAUAAUCGUAUCAAUGGAUGCUUUCAUUUAAGACUUUAACAUCGAGAAGUCUUAGCCUUUAGCCUUUGUUUGGCUCUCAUAUGGAAUUGCUUCAAGUUUGCGUUAACUUAAGAGUAUUUAGGCUCGCAGAUAACUACCGCUCACUAUGAAGGUCGAAGAAAAAAAUUGCUGAAAGUAAGGUCUCGAAACCAGAAAAUGAGAGAGCAAAUUUACGUGGCCCUUACCGGAUUCGGUAGUAUUGACAUUAAAAUGAAUAAAGCUAUACGAGAACGGGUAGGGGGAGAUGAAAGCGAGCUUACCCAGCCCUUAAAUUGAUCUCGCACUUGUUUUUAGAAGAGACUAAUCUAGUUGUACAGCUUGUGUGAAGGAUUACACAGAAUGGAAUAUAAAAGGUUGUCACUUAAGAACUAGCGGCAUUCUUGUAACGCGACUAGCUGAGUCAUGAAGAGCUCUCUCUACAUCAACCAAAGGUGUUGCGGGAGGCUAUAACGACAAACAGAGGAUGCGUGUUCAGUAACAGGCAAUAAUAGCAAGGUUAAAGUUUUAACAUGUGUGCGCUAACAGUUUUUUCGGGGACCAAGGGACUUGCGUUGUUAAAAUCCUUGAAUUUCAAUUACGGAAUCUAAAAAAAUAUAACACUUGAGAAAACGCGAAAAUUAAACUUUAAAAACAACGAACCUCCAUUGAAACACAGAAACACACCAAACGGAUCGAAAUCCACCAAUUUAAAAACCAUGAACCAUGACCUUUUGAAUCCCUUGAAGUAAACUUCUGUUGUCCAUGAGAUCAGAUGCAGAAAGGGCAGAGACUUCAGAUUUUUAUUGGUAAUGAGAAAAAAGCGGAUAUUUUUUAAUAAUUUUCUAAUAUUUGAAAUUAUGUAAUAAUGAAAUAAUCAGCAUGUCACUAGCGUGGAACAAAGAAAAAAUCUGAGUGCUCAACAAGAUGCGUACAUAUGACAUCCAUACACAAGGCGGGCGCUCUCUAUCCAUUUUGAACUACUGAGAACUCAUGAAGAGCGAGGCCAUAUACUAUACAUAUAUAUAUCUUUUUUUUUUGCCGAUGUUGGCGUUUCGAAGACAUCAAUUUUUCCGCACGUUGCAGAACUAUCAAUUCCUGUAGUGACUGGAAGUGACUCGCUGAAAACAUAAAUAAAUGGGUGGAGAGGAUGGCUGUGAGGGGAGGGUUAAGUCCACCACAAGGACCAACGUCACAGUCUGGACAUUUCAAACAUACCUCCCUAGAUUCUAUUAAUAAAUUGAUUAUUCAGUUGAAAAAUGAGUCCCUUAGUCGUUCCCUCUAAUAGUGUUAAAUUCAAAUCGGCAUUCCUACAUGCGUAAAGAACAGUGAAUAUUUCAAGAAAACAUCAGAACCUCUUUAUUUGAACAGAUUUAUAACAAUUUUAACGGCAUAUAAUUUGUUUAUAAAUUCAGGACAACUAGGCCGGCAAAAAUUUCACCACUGACUCCCGCGUAAAUUCACAGUAUUGCAGAAAUCAAUCUAAAAUCUGAAAAGAGGAUUUUCUAUGGUCUCAAGUUAGCACAAUACCGUAACAUUCAGAAAAGAAGCCCCUCAAUUUAUAAACCCAUCCGAUUUUUCAUGGCAAUACAUGGUAACGUAUGGGUAUACAUGGCAAUACAUGGCUAUACAUGGCAGUACAUGGUAAUACAUGGCAAUACAUGGCAAUACAUGGCUAUACAUGACAGUACGUGGGCAUACAUGGCAAUACAUGGUAAUACAUGGCUAUAUACAUGGCAGUACAUGGUAAUACAUGGUUAUACAUGGCAAUACGUGGCAAUACAUGGCUAUAAAUGA
Molecule: messenger RNA, 4846 nt
Organism: Porites evermanni
Lineage: Eukaryota; Metazoa; Cnidaria; Anthozoa; Scleractinia; Poritidae
Source: the annotation of a GenBank genome assembly